Juglans microcarpa x Juglans regia is the source of this 906-nucleotide messenger RNA. Its product is annotated as hevamine-A-like. Gene Ontology annotation, cellular component: extracellular region. The record is from RefSeq and is a predicted model, not a curated record. The transcript has a single exon. The coding region runs from base 1 to 906 and encodes 301 amino acids. Gene Ontology annotation, biological process: carbohydrate metabolic process. NCBI's taxonomy places the organism in Eukaryota, Viridiplantae, Streptophyta, Magnoliopsida, Fagales, Juglandaceae. Gene Ontology annotation, molecular function: chitinase activity.
AUGGCUUCCAGUUCUGCAGCCUCAAUGUCAUUCCUUUCCAUCUUGGUGAUGCUAAUGCUACUAGCAUUAAGAGGUGCAAAUGCUAGUGGAAUUGCCAUUUAUUGGGGUCAGAAUGGAAAUGAGGGCACCUUGAAAGAGACUUGUGCCACUGGAAACUAUGAAUAUGUCAUCCUUGCCUUCCUUCCAACUUUUGGCAAUGGUCAGACUCCCAUGUUAAACCUUGCUGGUCAUUGUGAUCCUUACAGCAAUGGCUGCACCGGCUUGAGCUCCGACAUCAAGUCAUGUCAAGCCAAAGGCAUCAAAGUCCUGCUUUCCCUUGGAGGAGGGGCUGGGAGUUACUCACUUUCAUCCUCUGAGGAUGCUAGGCAAGUGGCCACUUACCUUUGGAAUAACUUCUUGGGGGGACAUUCAUCUUCUCGUCCACUCGGGCCGGCUGUUUUGGAUGGAAUUGACUUUGAUAUCGAAGGAGGGACAGACCAACAUUAUGAUGAUCUUGCGAGGUACCUCUCAGGAUACAGCAACAAAGGCAAGAAGGUUUACUUAUCUGCAGCUCCUCAGUGCCCAUUUCCUGAUGCUUGGAUAGGUAAUGCCCUAAAGACAGGUCUGUUUGAUUUUGUAUGGGUUCAAUUCUACAACAAUCCUCCAUGCCAGUACACCAGUGGUGAUGUUGCCAAUCUCGAAGAUGCAUGGAAGAUAUGGGUAUCGGAUAUCCCAGCCACAAAGAUUUUCCUAGGGCUACCUGCAUCUCCUGAGGCUGCUGGAAGUGGCUAUAUUCCUGUACCUGAUCUUACCUCUAAAAUCCUUCCAUCCAUUAAAGGUUCUGCUAAGUAUGGAGGUGUGAUGUUGUGGUCAAAGUAUUAUGAUGAUCAAAGUGGAUAUAGUUCUUCCAUCAAGAGCCAUGUCUAA